Molecule: messenger RNA, 733 nt
Organism: Acanthopagrus latus (yellowfin seabream)
Lineage: Eukaryota; Metazoa; Chordata; Actinopteri; Spariformes; Sparidae
Gene: myl7
Product: myosin, light chain 7, regulatory
Exons: 7
Coding region: 52-570 (172 amino acids)
Biological process (GO): cardiac muscle tissue development; heart contraction
Cellular component (GO): cytoplasm; myofibril
Molecular function (GO): calcium ion binding
Source: RefSeq, a predicted model, not a curated record
CCCACCCCAGCAUCACACCUCGGCUGGGAGUCCACGUACGAUCACUCAAACAUGGCAAGUAAGAAGGCCUCGAACAAGAGACAGAGGGGAGGACAGAAGGCGUGCUCCAAUGUCUUCUCCAUGUUUGAACAGUCCCAGAUACAGGAGUUCAAAGAGGCUUUUGGCUGCAUUGACCAAGACAGAGAUGGUGUUAUCAAAAAACAGGACCUGAAGGAGACUUACGGACAGCUGGGGAAGCUUAACGUCAGUGACGAGGAGCUGGACGGGAUGUUGAAUGAGGGGAAGGGUCCCAUCAACUUCACCGUGUUCCUGAGUCUGUUCGGGGAGAAACUGAAUGGUACUGACCCCGAAGACACCAUACUUGCUGCUUUCAAGCUUUUUGACCCCAAUGCGACCGGCUUUGUAAACAAGGAUGAGUUUAGACGACUACUGAUGAACCAGGCUGAUAAAUUCACAGCAGAAGAGGUGGAUCAGGCCUUCGCUCUCGCUCCUAUUGACCCGACUGGCAACAUCGACUACAAGUCGCUCUGCUACAUCAUCACACACGGAGAUGAGAAGGAGGAAUCCUAACAAGGACUGUAAUCCUACAGUGUAGUCGGGUCAUCUGAACAUCAUGAUAACUGUAUUUAAACUGGCUGGUUUCAUUCAUCAACGUGAAUGGCUGAUAGAAUAUCUGAUCCAUUUAAACUCAACUGUUCAACAGUAAUAAAUGCUGCAGUUCUAAUGGUAUUAA